CUCUUUACCCCCCCACAGUGUCUCCAGUCGGUUCCUAACCUUCAGUCGUAUAGGUCGUGUUUUUUGGCCAGUGUGUGCAUGUGUGAAAUUGUGUUUAACCUUCCAUCAAUUUCUGUGCGAAUUCCCUCCACAAUUUAUUUUCGUGCAUUCGUGAAAAUUCAACGUUCAAACAUCGUGUGUGUUUGGGGUGUGCAUGUGUUUUCCCACCACGUGAUUCGUAACGACGACGACGUCUGGUCGACGCUCGAUUGUUGUAUUACUUCAUUCCGGCUUAUCCCCCCUAACAACCGAAGUAAAAAAGGAGUAGCUGAGAGAAAUGGAAGCUGCGGAAUCUGGCAGGAGUCGAUGGGCGGCUCCCACCAAAGUCGACGGCCUAUACGAUCCAGCCCUGGAGAAGGAAGCCUGCGGAGUUGGAUUCGUCGUCCAAAUCGAUGGCAUCCGCUCAAACAAAAUUCUCAAAGAUGCCAGGACGUUGGCAUCCCGGCUGGAUCACCGAGGAGCUUGUUCCUGUGACAACGACACGGGUGACGGUGCCGGUGUUUUAACUGCCAUUCCCCAUCAGCUCUACUCAUCCAUCAUCAGGGAAGAAGCUGAUAUCGAAUUACCGCCAAUAGGCCAUUACGCCACGGGCAUCUGUUUUGUAGACCGGGAGAAUCACGCCGAGAGCGAAGCCAUGUUCCAGGAAAUUGCCAAGGAGUGCUCUCUUCAGGUUCUCUAUUGGCGAACGGUUCCAACUGACAGGUCCGUGAUUGGACAAGUGGCGCGCAACGGUGAGCCAUUCAUGAGACAAGUCUUCGUUACCUGGGACAAUCCCGCAUUUACAUCGCCUGAAGAUGAACGUAUUUUCCUGGAGAAGGUUUUUGUGCUGAGAAAGAAGGUGACUCAUCGAAUCCCCCGGCCUGGUGCUCGCUUUUAUAUUUGCAGUUUAUCGCCAGAUGUGAUCGUCUACAAAGGACAACUCACGUCCACCCAAGUCUGGACUUACUUUUCUGAUCUCGAUAGACCGGAAUAUGAAACUUAUCUGGCCCUGGUUCACACAAGAUUUUCGACCAAUACUUUCCCCAGCUGGGAGCGAGCUCAUCCUCUGCGGAUGCUGGCCCACAAUGGCGAGAUUAAUACGCUCCGGGGCAAUGUCAACUAUAUGAAAGCCCGCGAAGGUUUGAUGAGUUCGGAGCGCUUUGGUAAACGAGCCCUGGCCGAAUUGUAUCCCGUCGUGGAACCCAAUCUCAGCGACUCGGGAUCGGCCGAUUGUGUACUUGAAUUUCUCGUCCGCGCCGGAGGCAGAUCUCUACCGGAGGCCAUUAUGACUAUGAUUCCGGAAGCCUGGGAACAAGACCCGCUGAUGGACCAGGAGAAGAAAGAUUUCUAUAGAUGGGCUGGAUGCUCCAUGGAACCGUGGGACGGACCAGCUUUGAUGGCCUUUACAGACGGACGCUACAUCGGCGCUGUUCUUGACCGAAACGGAUUGCGUCCGUCGAGGUACUACGUAACAAAGGAUAAUGUGGUGGUCAUGGCAUCAGAAGUAGGAGUCUAUGACGUCGAUCCUGCCGAUGUUAUACACAAAGGGAGAUUAGAACCUUCGCGGAUGCUUUUGAUAGACACGGCCAAUCGGGUCAUCAUCGGCGACGACGAGAUCAAGAUGAGUAUCGCCCGCAGUCGCCCACAUUCUGAAUGGUUGGGCCAGCUGGUCACUCUGGACGAUAUAAGGAAGACGUCGGCGGUAAUUUCCAGCCAAAACGGUCAACCACCUUCCAUCGAACCACAACUCAAAUCGGCCGAAGAAAUCCGGAAGAUUCUGUCGCUGUUCAACUACACGCUCGAAACUCUGUCUCUGCUACUCGUCCCCAUGUUUACAAACAAGAAGGAAGCGCUGGGAUCGAUGGGAAACGAUGCCCCUUUGGCGUGCAUCUCCGACUUCCAGCCGCUGCUCUACGAAUACUUUAAGCAGCUUUUCGCUCAAGUUACUAAUCCGCCGAUCGAUCCUUUUCGUGAACGAAUUGUCAUGUCGUUGGCUUGUCCAAUCGGUCCCGAGGCCAAUAUCCUGGAGCCUAGCGAUCAGCAAUGCCGUCGCUUGUACCUGGAACAGCCGAUUUUGUCGCCGGAUGAUUUGAAACUCAUCAUCAACUGUUCCGCCAAUGACUGGAAGUCUAAAAUUAUUGACAUCACUGUUGACGCCAACGUACCGCUGGUCUACAUCACUCAACUGGAUCGCAUCUGUGAGGAAGUGACGGAAGCUGUCAAGGCGGAUUUCCAGUUUAUUAUCCUCUCCGAUAGAAAAGCCGGAAAGGAAAGGAUUCCGCUGAGCGCUCUAUUGACGUUGGGGGCCGUCCAUCAUCAUUUGAUCGAAGAACGACUCCGCAUGAAAGUGGGCCUUAUAGUGGAAACGGGCGAAGCCAGAGAGGUGCACCACAUGUGCGUUUUGCUGGGCUUUGGGGCGGAUGCCAUCUGCCCCUAUUUGAUUAUGGAAGCCACUCGGCGUCUCAGAUGUGAAGGCGUCCUCAACGAUAAAUUGAAUGACAAGCAAGUCUUCGACAACUAUACCGAGGCCAUGGAGAACGGUAUCGCCAAAGUCAUGGCCAAAAUGGGCAUAUCGACUCUGCAAUCUUACAAAGGAGCUCAGAUCUUUGAGGCCAUUGGACUCUCCGACGAGAUUAUCGAUAAAUGCUUCAAGGGCACCUCGUCCCGUGUGGGUGGUGUCACUUUCAAAGAAGUGGCUCAGGAAACUGUGGAACGUCACAUUAUAUCGUUCCAUAAAAUGGAAUGCGAUACGUAUGUGCUUCGCGAUCCUGGUAAUUAUCAUUGGCGUCGUGGGGGAGAGAAACAUCUUAACGAUCCUGACAGCAUCGGAGUCCUCCAGGAAGCUGCAAAGAACAACAGCCGAGAUGCUUUUAACCGCUUCCAGCAAUCCACCAUGAAAAGCUUGCGCCAAUGCACUUUGAGAGGCCAACUGGAAAUCAUUCCGUCGAGCCAGCCCGUUAGCAUUGAAGAUGUCGAACCUGCUUCCGAAAUUGUCAAGCGAUUCGUGACUGGUGCCAUGAGCUUUGGAUCCAUCUCCAAGGAGGCCCACACGACUCUGGCGACAGCCAUGAACCGCAUAGGAGCCAAAUCCAAUACCGGAGAAGGAGGCGAAGAUCCUGAACGUUAUUUGAAUCAGGAUCCUGCAAAUAGUCACCGCUCGGCUAUCAAACAAGUUGCCAGUGGUCGAUUCGGAGUGACGGCUGCUUAUCUGGCCAAUGCGGACGAGUUGCAAAUUAAAAUGGCGCAAGGAGCCAAACCGGGCGAAGGUGGCGAAUUGCCCGGCUUCAAAGUGACGGUUGACAUUGCUCAAACGCGACACAGCGUGGCUGGAGUCGGUCUGAUAUCUCCGCCUCCUCAUCACGACAUUUACUCGAUCGAGGAUCUUGCCGAAUUGAUUUACGACCUGAAAUGCGCCAAUCCGUUGGCCCGCAUCUCGGUCAAACUGGUGUCCGUCGUCGGCGUGGGCGUCGUGGCCGUUGGAGUGGCCAAGGGCAAAGCGGAACACAUCACCAUUUCCGGUCACGACGGCGGAACGGGAGCCAGCAGCUGGACCGGAAUCAAAAACGCUGGUCUUCCCUGGGAGCUCGGCAUCGCCGAAACUCACCAAACUCUCGUCUUGAACGAUUUACGUUCAAGAGUCGUCCUUCAGGCCGAUGGACAAAUCCGGACGGCGUUUGACGUCAUCGUAGCCGCCGUGUUGGGAGCGGAUGAAUUCGGGUUCAGCACUGCCCCGCUGAUUGCAUUAGGUUGCACGAUGAUGCGGAAAUGUCAUUUGAACACGUGCCCGGUUGGAAUCGCGACUCAGGAUCCGGUCCUGCGUGAGAAAUUUGCAGGUCAGCCUGAACACGUCAUCAAUUAUUUCUUCCUUCUGGCGGAAGAAGUCCGCAAAGAAAUGGCCAAACUGGGACUCGUCAAAUUCCAGCAGCUGAUUGGACGCACCGAUUUUGUCCGUGUUCGUGACGCCCAGGAUCCCGCCAGUCCCAAGAAAUCCAAACUUUUGUACUUUGGGGCCGUUCUACGUAGCGCCCUCAGCAUGCGACCGGGAGUCAACAUCAUUGGCGGAUCCAUCGCCCAGGAUUUUGGUCUUGAAAAUCACCUGGAUCAAAAAUUAAUCAAAGAAUCCGCCAGCGUCCUGAACGGCACCUGCCAGAAAGUCAGUUUCGCCGUUAAUGUCGUCAAUUCCAAUCGAGCCGUGGGCACCAUCCUCAGUUACACGAUCGCCAAAAAGUAUGGCGAAGAAGGGCUUCCGGACGGAAGCAUCAACGUUUUCAUGAGAGGAUCGGCUGGCCAGAGUUUCGGCGCUUUCUUGGCUCGCGGAAUCAGCAUAACUUUGGCUGGCGAUGCCAAUGAUUAUGUCGGCAAGGGACUGUCCGGAGGUGAAAUUGUUAUUUAUCCGCCCAGGACCAGCACCUUCCAGUCAGAGAAAAAUAUCAUCGUCGGAAACGCUUGUCUUUACGGCGCCACUUCGGGCCGUGCCUUUUUCCGUGGGGUGGCAGGCGAACGCUUUUGCGUCCGCAAUUCCGGCGCUAUCGCCGUCGUCGAAGGAGUUGGUAACCAUGGUUGCGAGUACAUGACGGGCGGAACGGUCCUCAUUCUAGGACCUACGGGACGUAAUUUCGCUGCUGGAAUGUCCGGCGGAAUCGCCUACGUCUUGGACACGAAAGGUAUUUUCCCAACGUUCUGCAACACGACGAUGGUCCAGCUGUUGCCGUUGGUUUCGGUGGAAGAUGCCGUCAUCGUUCACUCUCUGCUGGAAGAAUAUUACGAGAAAACGGCAUCCGAUUACGCCAAAGUCUUGCUGGAUGAAUGGCCGAAAGCGCGAUACAAGUUCGUCAAAGUCUUCCCUUACGAUUAUCAAAAGGCUUUGCAGGCCCAGGAAGCGGAGGCCAAGAAAGAGAAAAAGGCCAAGGGCAAAUCGCCCAAAGUCAAUGUCAAGACCAACGGUUUUCAGACGAAAUUAAACGACAUUGCGGACAUUGAGGAUGCGGCCGGACCCAGCCAACCGGUCGACAAGGUCCGAGGCUUCAUGAAGUACAAUCGCGAAGUCGUCAGUUAUCGCCCGGCUGAAAAGCGGAUGAACGACUGGGAAGAAAUUUACGAUUUCGAUCACGUCAAGAAAGGACUCAAAGUCCAGGCGUCCCGGUGCAUGGAUUGCGGAGUUCCGUUCUGUCAGAGUUCGUUUGGCUGCCCGCUGGGCAACAUAAUUCCUAAAUGGAACGAUCUGGUCUCUCAGGACAAGUGGAAGGAAGCGCUGGAUCAACUUUUACAGACCAACAAUUUCCCGGAAUUCACCGGUCGAGUGUGUCCGGCUCCGUGCGAAAGCGCCUGCGUCUUGGGCAUCAACAAUUUGCCCGUCACGAUCAAAUCAAUCGAAUGCUCCAUCAUCGAUUACGCGUUCGAGCAAGGAUGGAUGAAAGCCGAGCCUCCACUCAUCCGCACUGGGAAAAAAGUCGCCGUGGUGGGAUCCGGCCCGGCUGGAUUAGCAUGCGCUCACCAACUCAAUAAGGCUGGACAUUUAGUCACCGUGUUUGAACGUGAUGACGCAAUCGGUGGUCUACUUCAAUAUGGAAUCCCUACGAUGAAACUUUCCAGGGAUGUGAUUAAGCGCCGUGUGGAAUUGUUGCAACAGGAAGGAAUUGCCUUCCUGACUGGAGUCGACAUUGGCAAGGACAUAUCCGCCGAGGAUCUGCGCAAGCAGUACGACGCCAUAGUCCUUUGCAUAGGAUCGACUAGACCUCGAGAUAUUGCCAUACCCGGGCGGAUGCUGGACGGCAUCCUCCAAGCCGUUUCGUAUUUAGGUACUUGGCAAAAGAAGCAGAUGCAUCCGGAUAACAAUCUGGGCAAUCCGUGCUACACGGCAAAGGAUCGGGAUGUCAUCAUCUUGGGCGGAGGUGACACUGGCAACGAUUGCAUCGGAACUUCCCUGCGCCAGGGAGCCCGUUCCAUUACGACGUUCGAGAUCCUUCCGCCUCCGCCAACGUCCCGCGCCAGUGAUAAUCCAUGGCCUCAAUGGGGCCGCGUCUUCAAAGUCGACUACGGCCACGAAGAAGUUAAAAUUAAAUACGGUAAAGAUCCUCGUCUGUAUAACACGAUGAGCAAGGAGUUUGUCAGCGAUGGAAAGGGCGGAGUGGCCGGCAUCAAAGCAGUGCAAGUCGAAUGGAAGAAAGAUGCCGAGUCUGGAAAAUGGGUCAUGACUGAAGUUCCUAAUAGCGAAAAGCUUUACAAGUGUGACAUGGUCCUAUUGGCCAUGGGCUUCCUGGGUCCCGAACCCAACAUAAUGAAUCAGUUGAAACUCCAAGUGGAUCCUUACAGUAAUGUGUCAACGCCCAGCGACGAGUACUCGACCAACGUCAGUGGGGUUUACGCCGCUGGAGAUUGCCGAAGGGGCCAGUCGCUGGUGGUUUGGGCCAUUGCAGAAGGCCGCCAAGCGGCCCGCCAGGUGGAUGAAAUGCUGAUGGGCUCUUCAUCCUUGAGUGGACCUGGAGGAAUCGUUCAAUUGGAUAGCAGCGUCGGUGGUGCUCCUUAAAUACUCAAUCAAAAUCCCACCCAUUUUAAUUCAAAAAAUAUACUUAAUUAUUAAUUCGUUUCAUUCGUGGUAUAAUAGCCCAUAGGUUUGCAUUUAGACGGCAAAAAUGGAAGACUGAUGAUCUUGAGAUCGUGAUUGGGGCUUUAAUUGUUUUAAAAACAAAUUAAAUGUUCAUUGUGUUUUAAUACCGUUUAUGUAGCUCCUCCUCCAAUCAAUGACAGUUAAUUUUGCAUUAAGGGUAUGCUAUUACACGCAACUGUUCUGUAAGAGAGAAAGAGACAAUACACAAUCUAACACACAUA
Daphnia pulex (common water flea) is the source of this 6846-nucleotide messenger RNA. RefSeq names its product glutamate synthase [NADH]-like. The record is from RefSeq and is a predicted model, not a curated record. Bases 317 to 6544 code for a protein of 2075 amino acids. The transcript has 26 exons. NCBI's taxonomy places the organism in Eukaryota, Metazoa, Arthropoda, Branchiopoda, Diplostraca, Daphniidae. Gene Ontology annotation, molecular function: iron ion binding; FMN binding; glutamate synthase (NADH) activity.